AGACUACGUCACUUCCUGCCAAGGUGCUUCCGCUUCGCUUGAGGUGUUUGUGCUGUGUUUAAAAAUGUCCCGGGUUCUAAUCGUCGGUGCUGGUCUGACGGGCAGCCUGUGUGCGUGUCUGUUGAGGAGGGAGAUGAACAACAAAGUCCACAUCGCGGUUUGGGACAAAUCCCGUGGUUCCGGUGGAAGGAUGUGCACUUCUCGUCCUCCCGAUUCGCUGUCUCACUCGGCGGACAUAGGAGCGCAGUACAUCACAGCCACACAUGAAUAUGCUCAGUCUCACAAGAGUUUGUACUCAGAGUUGUUGUCGUCUGGUGUCCUGCGUCCUCUGGACUGCCAGAUGGAAGGUUUGCGACACCAAGACGGGAGUCAGAACUACGUGGCGCCGCUAGGAAUGAGCAGUGUGGUCAAACACUUCCUGCGCGAGUCAGAAGCUGAUUUGUUCUUGGAGCAUCAUGUGACUGGGCUCUACCGCCGCGGUGCAUCAUGGGAGGUUCACAGGAAGCAGGGUGACAGCGAAUGCUUUGACUCUGUGGUCCUGACCAUGCCGGUUCCACAGAUUCUGCAGCUUCAGGGAGACCUAAAAGACAUGUUGUCUGCCAAGCAGAAGGAGCAGCUAGACAGGGUGGCGUAUUCAUCUCGUUUCGCCUUGGCGCUCUUCUUCCCCCCUGGUGUGGACAUCGACGUUCCUUGGGGGGCACGCUACUACAACAACCACAAUGAUGGCAACAACAGCAAGUCAAGCAGCAUCUGCUACGUGACCGUGGAACAUCGUAAACGCGGUACAGAUGGGGGCACGGCCUGCGGUCCGUCUAUGGUGGUGCAUACCAGCGCGCCGUUCGGCCUGCAGCACAUGGAGCAGGACAAGGAGGAUGUUCAGCCAAUCGUCUUGCAGGAGCUCAACAAGCUCCUCCCCGGUUUGCCUCAGCCGGUCGGUAUUAAGUGCCACAAGUGGAGGUACUCGCAGGUGCUGACUUCUGUGCCAAACUGCCCGGGUCACAUGACCGUACUGGAGCGCCCACUACUCGUGUGCGCGGGCGACGCUUUCAGCCAUUCCAACUUUGACGGCUGCGUGGAGUCCGCGCUGAGCGUGCUCGCCGUCUUUAAAGCCAGCAUGGAAGUUAAUGUGUAACUUCCUGUCUAUGUUUAACCCGCCUCCAAAAGCAAAAGGACACUUGGUUGGUUGUUAUAAAUACUUUAUUCACUUGACAGUGUUUGAUGUCUUUAGAAAGGAGACGCUCCACUCUUAACGUUUUUUCCCGGAGACAAAAUGGGCCGAACCUGAGCUCAUCUUUGACCAGGAAACGAUGACCCAAGUGUGUCCAUGUCUUCUUCCUGUUAGCUUGCCGCUCAGAAAAAGCCCAGCAAGUUGUUGAUUGACAGGUCAUUACUAUGGUUAUCUCCAGGAAUGGACGCCGACUCCACCCGUGUGACAUGUCGGAGCCAUCAAAUCAAACACACCAGGCGUAUUCCCAAGUGGCUGUACUGGAGGGACAGACAGGAAGUGGGAUGAACAUUUGUGUUCUCCGGACUGGUACUAGGAUUCCAGUUGGGAGUUCUGCCUCUGCUGGAUCAGCACAGACCAGCACCAGAACCAGGACCGAAACAUGGACCAUGAAAGCAAAGUCUGCAGAAUCAAGGAGGGAAGGACGAGGAAUUGCGGGAGUCUUCCUGCCCUUCAUUUUAACUUUUCCUCCUGGUGUCUUUGCAGCCUUCUUGGCCCCGCCCACUUCCCCCAGACGGAUCACGUGAUUGUCCAGCUGUGCGUUGAGUAGAAGAUUACAGGGGGGGGUGGGGCUUCAUCACACAUUGGUGAUCUGAUCGCGGUCCUCGUCAAACAGCUCGUUCUCGGGGUCUGAGUCCGUGGUGUCCGAGUAGCGGUAGUGAUCCGGUUCGUUAUCGCUGACGUCCGGCGUCACCGAGGUGGACGUGCUGCUCGCCUCACCGUUGGCACCUUCCUCCACCGUCUUGGUGAAGAAGAGUUUGACCUGCGGGUGGAGUCCAUCAGUUGAGCGUGGUCACAUGACACACAACCACGCGGUGAAGUUCUUACCUUGAAGUUGGGCGAGAAGUUCCUGUUGGCUUUGUCCUUGUUGGCCUUGUCCAGGUCGUUCUUCAGCAAGGUCAGAACCAGGAAGUCGCCGUCUUCACCUUCACCUGCCAGCAGAGCGCUACCCAGGUGCUGCUGCGUUCUGUCUGCGGCAUCCCGCAUCGUUCCCGUGCUGCCGUUUUCCAGCUUCUCCGGAUUGUCCGCCGGCCCGGGUAUGAAGAAGGUGUUGACCCAGAAGUGGAACAUCUUUUCCUGAGGGUGAAGAAAGAUUAGCGUCCAUAUGACAUCACAACAAUACGACAUCUCCUCACCUUCUUCAUCAUCUGCUUGUGGAAGAACUCCACUUUGAUGUCGCCGCACACAGGAAGAGGCUGCGGGAACUCGAACAUCAUCACCUUGUCUUCCCGCCGUGUGUAGGUGGGGUUAGAGGUGUGGAUCUUCACCUUCAGCUGGUAGAUGACAAACUGAGGAUCUGCGGUGGGAAGAAGAACCAGCAGCAGCCUUGAGUAGGCGAAGGUGUCAAAUAUGUGGCAGGCGGGAUGGAUGUGGACUCACUGCAGUUCCCGCCAGCAAACAUGGGGAUGGUUUCAAAGAGCAUCUUGUGGAAGAGCAGAGCCACCGGCGUGUAGUGCAGUCUGCUCCUCAGCAGCGUGUUGUAGUACGUCACGUAACGUCGCUGGCUCGGGAUGGUCACGCCCUACGCACACGCACAACUUUAUUGAUAAGCAGCGGGUUGCCUUUUGACUCACAUGCUUCCGGGCUUGCUUUUCGCUACAAAAACCACCUUCUUGUCCCGGGUGCGAACUUCCCCGUAGAAGUCGAGCGCUUCCUGCGCCUCCUGAAACUUGCCCCGAUGCAGCAGAUAGGCACAGAUCAUGACCCCCGUGCGACCUUUUCCCGCUUUGCAGUGGAUGGCGGCGACGUGCUGCUCAUCUUCGCUCAGCCACUGGUCCAGGUCUUCGCAAAAGGGCUUAAUGAGCUCCAGCUGGGGGGGAUUGUGGUCCUCAAAGGGGUACUCGGCCACUAGCGGAGACAAGUCAAGUAAACCGGGGGAACUUUAUUUAGCAGGUAUAAUCAUGACACACAUUAGCGUUACUUUCUACUAUGUGUAUUUCUCGAAAACAAGCACACGGUGGUUAAUAAGAGGAUUAAAGGAGACAGACAUGGAGUCGUUCAUUGUAUUCAAUAAUGUACACACA
Messenger RNA from Doryrhamphus excisus (bluestripe pipefish), 3249 nucleotides. It is a transcript of the gene rnls, whose product is annotated as renalase, FAD-dependent amine oxidase. Lineage: Eukaryota; Metazoa; Chordata; Actinopteri; Syngnathiformes; Syngnathidae. Gene Ontology annotation, molecular function: oxidoreductase activity, acting on NAD(P)H. The record is from RefSeq and is a predicted model, not a curated record. Gene Ontology annotation, cellular component: extracellular region.